AUGGAGGCAGAGGUCGAUGAGCUGGAACUGAUGUUCCAGAAAGGUGACUCUGAUCUGGAUUUUAUUCAGUACAGGCUGGAAUAUGAAAUCACAUCUAAUCAUCAUGAUUCAGCCGGAGAGAAAAAUUCAGUAACGUUCUUGAAGGCAUUGUCAGCAAUAAGGUCUCGAAACCAAACUUUAUAUGCAUGUUUUAAACCUGUUGCUACUGAACAGGAGACUAAGAGCCGCAUUUGUACUACUUUGAAGAAGAUUACGACCAUGAUAGAAGAACUACAAGAGCAAGCAGAUGUGGAGCUGUUACCACUUACUGAAGAAGAAAAAACUGGAAUGGAGCAGUUAAAAUCUCGUACGCCAUACUUACGAAGAAAUGGAACUGCAAGAGAACUCUAA
This is a messenger RNA of Octodon degus (degu), 390 nucleotides long. Its product is annotated as spindle and kinetochore-associated protein 2-like. The coding region runs from base 1 to 390 and encodes 129 amino acids. Gene Ontology annotation, biological process: cell division; chromosome segregation; mitotic cell cycle. Gene Ontology annotation, molecular function: microtubule binding. Lineage: Eukaryota; Metazoa; Chordata; Mammalia; Rodentia; Octodontidae. Gene Ontology annotation, cellular component: spindle microtubule; outer kinetochore. The record is from RefSeq and is a predicted model, not a curated record. The transcript has a single exon.